GGCCCUCUCUCUCUAUUUGUUCAUUUUUCUUUUCGAUAAUCCCACAGUUUCUCUCUCUCUCUCUCUCUCUCUCUCUCACAGAGCCCGAGUCUCUUCCUCCCUCUCCCCUGCCCGCAGGGUGUAAUUCAGGCGAGAAAAGGUCGUCGUUGAGUUCCGUUUUAUCUUCCGAUUUACGUAAACAAUUCCGUUGCGGCACGAUUCCGGGAGUCGGAUCGUGGAUGGUUCCUGACUUUGACGAUCAUCCGGAGUUGUAGAUUGGGUGCGAAUUGCCGGAUUCGUUUGAAUGCGGAUCUCGCCGGAUUGUUGCCGCUAGGGCUUUUUGAUCCUUCAAUUUCGAUGACGACGAUAAGAUGAGGAUUGGCCAAGUUACUUAGGUUUACACUGAUUCGGCGGAAGCGAGGAUUGUAGUCUGAGCUUCCGGAUUUGUGAGUCCUUAAAGAGUUUCUUCCGGAGUAUGACAAGGAGGGAGUGCGCGUGUCAUUGCUAGAUUGCGGGGAAUCAGAAUCAGUUCGCCAUGUCGAAGGUGGUUUACGAGGGGUGGAUGGUCCGGUACGGCCGGCGGAAGAUCGGCCGUUCGUUCAUUCACAUGCGCUACUUCGUGCUUGAGUCUCGAUUGCUUGCUUACUACAAGCGAAAGCCUCAGGAUAACGUGGUACCAAUCAAGACUCUUCUCAUAGACGGUAAUUGUCGGGUGGAGGAUCGAGGCUUGAAGACUCAUCACGGACAUAUGGUUUACGUUCUGUCUGUAUACAACAAGAGAGAGAAGUACCAUCGGAUUACGAUGGCAGCGUUUAACAUUCAGGAGGCUCUUAUCUGGAAAGAAAAAAUUGAAUUUAUCAUGGAUCAGCAGCAUCAGGGGUCACUACAUGGAAAUGGCAACAAAUACAUAUCUUUCGAAUACAAAUCUGGAAUUGAGAAUGGGAGGAAAUCUUCCUCUUCCGAUCAUGAAAGCCAGUUUAGUGUGCAAGAGGAUGAAGAUGAUUCUAAUGCAAAUUUGAUGCGGAGAACAACUAUUGGAAAUGGUCCUCCUGAAUCGAUAUUUGACUGGACAAUGGGACUAGACUCAGAUUUGUCAAACCAGAAUACCAGCAAUCAAGCAUUCUCUAGAAAACAUUGGCGUCUUCUUCAAUGCCAAAAUGGACUUCGCAUUUUUGAAGAGCCUCCUGAAGUUGAUUUACUCCCCAAAAGCUGUAGUAAAGCGAUGAAGGCUGUAGGGGUUGUGGAGGCUACAUGUGAAGAAAUAUUUGAGCUUGUUAUGAGCAUGGAUGCAACACGGUUUGAGUGGGACUGCAGUUUCCAAUAUGGUAGCUUAGUUGAGGAGGUGGAUGGACAUACUGCAAUACUCUAUCACAGACUGCAGUUAGACUGGUUCUCAAUGUUUGUGUGGCCCCGUGACCUUUGUUAUGUACGUUACUGGCGCCGAAAUGAUGAUGGAAGUUAUGUUGUAUUAUUUCGUUCUAGGGUGCAUGAGAAUUGUGGUCCACAACCUGGAUUUGUGCGUGCACAUAUUGAAAGUGGUGGGUUCAAUAUUUCCCCGCUGAAACCUCGGAAUGGGAGGCCAAGGACACAGGUACAACACCUUAUGCAAAUUGAUCUGAAAGGGUGGGGCGUGGGUUACAUUUCCUCGUUUCAGCAGCAUUGCCUCCUUCAGAUGUUGAAUAGUGUUGCAGGACUUCGUGAAUAUUUUUCUCAAACUGAUGAAAGGUCUGCUCCACCAAGAAUCCCUGUUAUGGUAAAUAUGUCUUCAGCCUCUGUAUCUUCAGAGAAGUGUCAAAAGCUCCGGGUGAACUCUGUUUGCCGCAGUCCUUCACUAGAUCAAAUUAGUGCUGCAAACAAAAAUGCAGUGAUGAUGGACGAAGACUCUGAUGAGGAUGAUGAAUUCCAAAUUCCUGAGGAAGAGGCAUGCUCAACCAGCCUUGAGUUUGAAGUCAAGAAACAUGAGGAAGAGCGGACUGAUCAAAUUGACUUGUCCUGUUUCUCUGGUAAUCUACGACGUGAUGACCGGGACAAUGCCCGUGACUGCUGGACAAUUUCUGAUGGAAACAACUUUAGAGUUCGCAGCAAGAGCUUUUGUUUUGAUAAAUCAAAGAUUCCUGCAGGUAAGCAUCUGGUGGAUCUUGUUGCUGUUGAUUGGUUCAAGGAUGCAAAACGAAUGGACCAUGUUGCUAGGCGCCGGGGUUGUGCUGCUCAAGUUGCUGCAGAGAAAGGAUUUUUUUCCAUCGUUAUGAAUUUGCAAGUUCCUGGUUCAACACACUACAGUAUGGUUUUCUAUUUUGUGACAAAGGAAUUAAUACCUGGGUCUCUCUUGCAACGGUUUGUUGAUGGUGAUGACGAGUUCCGUACUAGUCGACUGAAGCUUAUUCCAUCUGUUCCUAAGGGUUCAUGGAUUGUGCGGCAGAGUGUUGGUAGCACCCCUUGUUUGUGGGAAAAGCAGUUGAUUGCAACUAUAUCCGUGGUCCCAAAUACUUGGAG
This is a messenger RNA of Diospyros lotus (date-plum), 2472 nucleotides long. RefSeq names its product protein ENHANCED DISEASE RESISTANCE 2-like. Gene Ontology annotation, molecular function: lipid binding. The record is from RefSeq and is a predicted model, not a curated record. Lineage: Eukaryota; Viridiplantae; Streptophyta; Magnoliopsida; Ericales; Ebenaceae.